GUUGGCGUGGCCGCUCCGGAGUCCACUGCCCGGUCAGCAAACAGGACUGAAGCCCAGGGGCAGGUACCCGGGGCUGUGGGCGAGCCGGGGCCCAGCUGGAAGGCCUCGGGCCCCAGCCGACCCUCAGGCUCAGGCGGGCACUUCACGGCCAAGGGCUUGAGGCCUGGCUUAUCUCCCCAGGUGCCCUGUUCCCUGCCACUUUAUCAGGGAGGGUAAGAAGGUGUCAGAGCUCGGGACUCCCGUCCUCCCUCCCCGUGGGACGGGGCCCAGGUGCAAGGGGGAGGACGACCCUGGGGCAUGGCCAGAAGACCUCUGACCUGGGAGAGUUUAAAAGGCCCCAGGACCUUCUCUCAGCCUCAGUUGAUGUUCCCAAUUAGCUGCAGGAUGAGGCGGGUGCUGAUUUUCAGUGUGUUGCUAGGGGCUGUGCUUGGCAAAGAGGACUUUACGGGGCACCAGGUGCUCCGAAUCUCUGCUACCGAUGAAGCCCAGGUACAGAAGGUGAAGGAGCUGGAGGACCUGGAGCACCUGCAGCUGGACUUCUGGCGGGGCCCUGCCCAGCCUGGCUCCCCCAUCGACGUCCGAGUGCCCUUCCCCAGCACCCAGGCUGUCAAAAUCUUCCUGGAGGCCCAUGGCAUCGGGUACACGACCAUGAUUGAGGAUGUGCAGGCCCUGCUGGACGAGGAGCAGGAGCAGAUGUUCGCCUUCCGGACCGGGGCCCGCUCCACGGACACCUUUAACUACGCCACCUACCACACCCUGGAGGAGAUCUAUGGCUUCAUGGAUAUCCUGGUGGCUGAGCACCCGCAGCUCGUCAGCAAGCUCCAGAUUGGCAACAGCUACGAAGGGCGUCCCAUCUACGUGCUGAAGUUCAGCACUGGGGGAAACAGCCGUCCUGCCAUCUGGAUCGACACCGGCAUCCAUUCCCGGGAGUGGGUCACCCAGGCCAGCGGGGUCUGGUUUGCAAAGAGGAUCACACAGGACUAUGGCCAGGACUCCACGCUCACUGCCAUUCUUGACUCCAUGGACAUCUUCCUGGAGAUUGUCACUAACCCUGAUGGUUUUGCCUUCACCCACAACAAGAAUCGCAUGUGGCGCAAGACUCGGUCCCUCACGGAGGGCUCCUCCUGUGUUGGAGCGGACCCCAACCGGAACUGGGAUGCUGGCUUUGGGAUGCCUGGAGCCAGCAGCAACCCAUGCAUGGAAACUUACCGCGGCAAGUUUGCCAAUUCCGAAGUGGAGGUCAAGUCCAUCGUGGACUUUGUGAAGAACCACGGGAACAUCAAGGCCUUCAUCUCUAUCCACAGCUACUCCCAGCUCCUCCUGUAUCCCUAUGGCUACAAAGCAGAGGUGGCCCCUGACCAGGCUGAGCUGGACCAGGUGGCCGAGUCUGCUGUGACAGCCCUCUCCUCUCUGUAUGGGACCAAGUUCCAGUAUGGCAGCAUCAUCAAAACAAUUUACCAAGCCAGUGGAAACACCAUUGACUGGAGCUACAGCCAAGGCAUCAAGUACUCCUUCACCUUCGAGCUCCGGGACACGGGGCGCUAUGGCUUCCUGCUGCCGGCCUCCCAGAUCGUCCCCACGGCCCACGAGACGUGGCUGGCGCUUCGCGCCAUCAUGCAGCACACCCUCAAUCACCCCUACUGAACUGGCCCUUCUGCGCCCUCCUCUUCCUCCUCUCUGGCCCCACCCAGGCAACCGAAUAAAGUCUGAGUGUCCAUGGAACAGAACCUGGGGGCUGGCACGGACGAGGGCGUCUGCCUUUGCAAGCCGGGGCAGAAGUGGUUUAGUUCCUGCAGGCCUCCCUGGGAAUGUGUGGGUGGCUGGACUAGAUGACCCCUAAAUUCCCCUGCAUUCCGAGGUCCUCUGAAGUUGGAUCCAAGUGGCUCGGUCUUAAUCAGAGCAGCCCGCGCUCGGCUCAUCGGUGCGGCGGUUCGUUCACACCUGAGUGGCCGGCGGCCGCCGCAGCUGCUACCACAUGCCGACACCUGCGGGGGGAGGAGUUCGGCCUGCGCCGCGGUGGAGCUAGUUGGGGCCGUUUAUCCACAGAGGCAAGGACUCUGAGCAUGGCCGAGGCUAAUCCCGGUGGCCGCUGCUGUCCCAAGUAGACAUCGCAGCCAGGCAGAGCAAAUUUAACUAAGUCGGAAGAAAACAACCGGGUUCAGGGAAAAAUUUCCUGGAGAUAAAGAACAAACACCAAUCCCAGGACAUUUUAUUAACUGUAGUACAUCACGGAGACUUUGCUUUUAGGGACAGAAGGGGCCUUAUUUUCAUAUGCCACAUCCUUUCUAGCAUCCUUCGACACAUGGUCUCCACUUCCUCUCCUGUUUUACCCACCACCACUCCCUUGCCAUUUGCAAAAUUUCUCAAAUAUAAGGCUCUCCCUCUGAUACUCUCCAGAGCUCCUAAAACUCACCGGCUUUCCUCCUGCGGCUCGGCGGUUCUGAUGGCUGUGACAUGGCACGGAGCGCUAGCCCCACGAUACACUGGGCAUCUCAGCUUUUUUUUUUUUUUUUAAAGAUUUUAUUUAUUUGACAGAGAGAGACACAGCGAGAGAGGGAACACAAGCAGGGGGAGUGGGAGAGGGAGAAGCAGGCUCCCUGCAGAGCAGGGAGCCCGAUGAGGGGCUCGAUCCCAGGACCCUGGGAUCAUGACCUGAGCCGAAGGCAGACGCUUAACGACUGAGCCACCCAGGCGCCCCUCAGCUUUUUUUCAAAGCAAGAAUCUACCCGGUGUUUCUUCCAAAUCUCUUCAGAUGCAAAUGUGGAGCAAAUGUGGGGGUUAUUCUCACAGCAAUCGCUGGAAGGGAGCGAGGGUGGAUUGGUAGCUCCCCAAAGAGGGAAGCUGGGGGGAAAAGAUGGCAGCUUUCCCUGUGUGAGCCAGGCGAGGUGUUGCAGCACCUCCAGCUCCAAGGACGUAAAAGUCUUAUCUUUUCCACAGGUCAAAUGCUCUAUUUUUGUUUGUUUUGCUACCAAACAUUCCAGAAAACAAAAAGUAUGAGGCAGACUAUACAUACAGUAUAUAUAAACUUACAUAUAUGUAGGUUUAUGAGGCAAGGUAAAAUGGUGUUUCAGUCUUAUCUUUUUUUAAGAUUUUCUUUAUUUGAGAGAGAGAGCGAGAGCACGGGCACACAUGCGCGUGCGCGACUGGAGGGAAGAGCGGAGGAAGAGGGAGAAGCAGACUGAGCGCAGAGCCCGACGCGGGGCUCGAUCCCAGGACCCUGAGAUCAUGACCUGAGCCGAAGGCAGCGGUUUAACUGACUGAGCCACCCAGGCGCCCCAGUAUUCCAGUCUUUACAGAAAAAUGACCUAAAGAUUUUAUAACACUCCCUUCAAGUUAUCUUUUGGGAAACACUUCCAUUCAAUCUGUGUAGAUAAGCUGAAACCCAUUUUGAUGGCUCAGUUUGGACAAGUAAAAAGCUGAUCUUAUUUUUUUAUUUUGUUAAGUUUGCAAGGACACUAUAUCUUACAAAAUCAGAUUACUUAGACUUCAAGGGUAGAAUUGCUUAAUUUAAAAUAAUUGUGCUUCCGGAUAGCAGGCACCACUUUGUUUGGCAUUCAAUCUCCAAAACCACCAACAGUAGUUGACGUAUAGAUGCCCAAUAAAUAUGUUGAGUGAAUGUUCUCUACUUUUGCUAGCGAACGAACUCAUGAAUUUUGUAAUCUGUACAGUGUAGGCUUGUGAGUUAUUUUGAAUUCCCUGAGUUGUAGUUUAGGAAGUGAGGCUCUGAGCAAGUAAGAGUCUUAAGACACCUGACAAGAUAAGGAACGAACCCCAGAAUGAAAAUUCCAUGAGGGCAGAGAUUGCAUUGUUUUUUCAACACGUAAUCCCUAUUGGUUGGCCAAAUACACGGCACAUAGUAGGCACUUAAUAAAUACUUGUUAAAUGGAGACAUGGAACUUGUUAAUACUUUUUUUUUUUUUUUUUUUGUAUUU
Molecule: messenger RNA, 3932 nt
Organism: Mirounga angustirostris (Northern elephant seal)
Lineage: Eukaryota; Metazoa; Chordata; Mammalia; Carnivora; Phocidae
Gene: CPA1
Product: carboxypeptidase A1
Exons: 10
Coding region: 298-1644 (448 amino acids)
Biological process (GO): proteolysis
Molecular function (GO): metallocarboxypeptidase activity; zinc ion binding
Source: RefSeq, a predicted model, not a curated record